This is a messenger RNA of Geodia barretti, 1715 nucleotides long. Lineage: Eukaryota; Metazoa; Porifera; Demospongiae; Tetractinellida; Geodiidae. The record is from the annotation of a GenBank genome assembly.
CUCGCAGGGUUCUAUCUCUCGCGGGCUGGGGGCAGAAGAUAGAAGAAUCGAAUUUCGCGCGCCGCAAAAACCAUGGCAACGAGAUUCAUCGAUGACGUCAGGUAUAUACACGUGGGGGGUCCGAUCCUGACCUCCUCUUCUUCUGCCGUCCUUCCAGUCGCUUUUGACAGUUAUGGCGGAGAAAAAGCGACUCAACCAUUUCCUGAACGACAUGCUCAAGCUGAGCUGUGUGAAGGGAUUCCAACACUUUGCCACUCACAUGAGAGGCAGGGAAGAGAUGAUCUGCAGCAUUGUGAAUGAGCCAUCGAUGCCCAUUAUCCAGUCGGCAACCAACUCACCUGCUGCGUCAUUUGGCCACCACCAGAAGAGAGAGGCCUUCCCUAUGAGUCAGAAACAACAGCGAAGGUUAAGUGGCUAUGGGUUCAUCAAUGUCGGUCUACCUCCUGCCAGCCCCAGCGAAAAUGAGGACGUGGACGAGAGCCAAACCAUGUUUCUGAUUGCCGGAUACUCUCGAUACAACAGACCCUACGUAUGGGUUCGGACCAACCACGAAAGGCUGGUGAGGCUAGCUAGUGAGGAGGAGAAAGACUAUCCUCUGAUGCUACAGACCACCUCUCAGUGGACAGAAAAAGAGGUGAAGGUAUGGGACGUGCUAACAGAGCUGGUUGAAGUCUGUGCAGCCCCAUGCCCACCCAACCCGUUUGCCGUGGAUCUGGACUACUUCCAGUCUCUACCUCUGCAGGAAAGAGCUCUGGCCUCUGCUGCUAUGAUCUCAUUCCUACAGAGAGUUAUUGCCAGCGGCCAUCACUCCUACAAUCGCAGGAUUGUGUCUGACAUUGGUAAGGUGGGGCAGAUCCAUUUCGCCACCAUGCAGAGGAUGAUUCAAGAUGACAUCAUCAAACUCCCCUCUUCCACGCCCGCAGUCACACGACACACUGUGGGACAGAAGAACCCUGCAACUGUUCCUCGUUCAGCCAUGACUACGGAUGGUGUUAGUCCAGUUCCCAUGUCCGGAACCAAAGUUGUAUCUACAGCACCUUUCUCCGUCCCUCCACCCCAAUCUAGCUACCCCGUACCCCGGGGUAUUUCGGCAGGACAAACAAGACCCAUGUUUACUCCAACGCAGUAUACACCUGGUACUGGUUCUACUCCAGCGCAGUAUGGAGGCAGAGUAAGCUCUACUCCAGCGCAGUAUGUAGGGGGAGUAACUUCUACUCCAACACCACUUCAACCCCAGCGGAGUAUACCCCAACAGAGUCAUGAACAUCAAACUUCUACUGCCCAAAGUGGAGGCCAAUUUUACUCCCGUAGAAUGGGUGGCUCCUACAAUUAUUAGUUAUGUACAAUUAUGAUGUUCUCCAUAAGCAUGAUCUCAGUGAACUGUGUUCUGUCAAAAAAUUUUGGUCUGUCUAAGAAAAAUUUGUUCCGUGGAAUACAAUCAGCUGCUGAAUUUUGUAGCUCUAUUGUGGGGCUCGUUGAAGUUGAUAUCAGGUCCUAUUGCGACGAUUCCAUGAGGAUUCCGAUCAGGAGACUUUCCCUGUGGCAAAUUAAACAUUCUUUUAAUGCAGUCGUAACGUUGGUUGAGUUGAUGCAGAUAACUUAAAUGUUUGUGGGUGUGAUUGAUCGCUACGUAAUUAUGUCAAGGAAGAAAUAUAUGUGCAAAUUUCGUUUGCUCGCUAACCUGGUAGCCGUUCUCUAUGUGUGUGAAGUUGGUG